UCCUGUAGACCGAGGACAAAGUUCUGAGAGAUUCUUUCGUACGUGCUCGUUCUCGAGCAAAUGUGUCGUGGUUGAUCGUUCGAAACUGUAAUUACAAGUAUAAUAAGGGAUUUCUUGUUCAAGUGAUAGAAAACUGGAUGCACUCAAUGCCACUUGUUCGACAAGUGUAAACAUGAUUCCCGCGCAUUGACGUAUGCACCGGAUCGCGAGUGCAGCUUGCACUCAGCUGUGAAUUCGAGAGAGAAAAAAAGAGUGAGAGCAAAGAGGCAUGUUGAAGCACGUGUCGGUCUCGCCGUGGAGAGGGCGAGCAGACAGCGUGAGUUUAGCCUCGAGCGGGGGUGCAAGUAGCUGCGGAAGCGGAAGUCCAACCCCUGGUCACACGCCACCGCCUUCGAGAGCGUCCUCUUGCGCUUCUCUGGCACCCUUGACGGCACUUUCGAGCUUCUCGCCGGCCGACGCGACGCCACAACAGACGACCAUAAAGGUGUACGCGAACUGUCUGCGGCCAGACAUCGAGUACAAGACUCUGAGCAUCACAUACGAGACGACAUGUCGCGAGAUCGUCCAGAACCUAUUGAACAAGUACCGCAUGAGGCACCGUGACCCAAGGCUGUUCUACCUCACCAUGGAGGUUACCGUAAGAAGAGCAAACGUGAGGACAGUUCUGCCUCUGGACGAGGACGCGAGGCCUGCCGUUUUGCAAUCGUGUCAUCCUCGUGGCGAUUCCAGAUUCUCCUUGCAGACACGUCGUGGCGGACUUGUCAAAAUAUACGACAGCGCGCUCAUGUCCGGAUCAAAGUACAAGAGCCUAUUGGUCUCCGAGCAGACCACCGUGGACGAACUUAUCCAGAUGCUGUUGAGCUGCUACAGCUCCAAGGAACGCGUCGAACAGUUCUCCCUGUACGAGGUCUGCGAAGGCGAGGAGUACCAAAGGAAGUUGCAUCCUGACGACUCACCCCUUAAGGUCACGCAACGAUGGUCCAGCAUCGACCGCCAUCUUCGUAUAAGGCGCAACCCUGACUACAAUCCUCACAGAAGAAAAAGUAUGUGGGCGUCGGACUCGAGCAUCAGCAUGGCUAUGUCAAGACUGAACCUCCACGCUGGCCAUCAGCAGCACUACGUCCAGGACAAUAACAACCAUCUGUCCAUGUACCAACACAAAGACAGCAAUUCGAUGAACAACAACAACAGCAUACACAAAGUGGACCAGCAUCAUCUGUCGAUGGGCUCUCUGAAUCAACAAGCUAGAAUCGUGGUGCCUCAUACGAGUCAGCUGCCGCAAUUGCAGGUUCCGAGGGUGCAACAACUGCCUCAGAGCGUACCUUCGACACCGUUGUCCUCGAAACACAUCACCGCUUCCUCGUACGCGGACUAUGAGAACUACUUGUUCAUCUAAGAACGUCGAACUAUCGAUCGUGCUUCGUGCAGAUUGAAAAAGAGGCAGAGAAUCGGUGAAGUUUGAUGAGUAGAGGUGUGAGGGAGUGUAAUUUGAAGUAUGGGAAGGAUCGAGGGUAACUUAACACUUUCGAACUCUUGGAAGAGGUGUCUCGCGAAGGGAUUUUUGGCUAUUUGAUUUUUUGAUAGAUAG
This is a messenger RNA of Habropoda laboriosa, 1588 nucleotides long. RefSeq lists its product as uncharacterized. NCBI's taxonomy places the organism in Eukaryota, Metazoa, Arthropoda, Insecta, Hymenoptera, Apidae. The record is from RefSeq and is a predicted model, not a curated record. The coding region runs from base 269 to 1396 and encodes 375 amino acids. The transcript is spliced from 6 exons. Gene Ontology annotation, biological process: positive regulation of fibroblast growth factor receptor signaling pathway; signal transduction; positive regulation of epidermal growth factor receptor signaling pathway.